Molecule: messenger RNA, 1225 nt
Organism: Manihot esculenta (cassava)
Lineage: Eukaryota; Viridiplantae; Streptophyta; Magnoliopsida; Malpighiales; Euphorbiaceae
Product: putative SNAP25 homologous protein SNAP30
Exons: 6
Coding region: 347-1117 (256 amino acids)
Cellular component (GO): plasma membrane; SNARE complex
Molecular function (GO): SNAP receptor activity
Source: RefSeq, a predicted model, not a curated record
CAGAAGAAAAACUCCAACGGUCUAAAAAUAUCCGCAAAUUAGAGACCUCUUUCUUUUUCCGCGGCGCCUUCCAUCCGUUUUCUUUUCAAACUGCGGAAGAGAGACUCUUUCUCUCUAAUAAUCUCUAAUCCUUUCCUAUUUCUACUCUUAAACAAAUCUCUAAUUCUUCCUCUUCUCUUUUGCAUAACAAACUUCCAACUCCUCUCUUUGGAGAUUGCCAACACACAGGAAACCCAGGAAACAUAAGCAGAGUUUCUCAAGAAUCCCAUCAUUUUGUCUCCUGGGUUUUGGAUUUUCAACCUCAUUUAUACACCUUUGAUGUGUACAAUCUUUCCUUAAAGACAAAAUGUUUGGAUUUAUGAAAGCACCUGCAAAUAAAGCAACUAAGGCAGAUCAGACUGACCCUUUCGAUUCAGAUGAUGAAUCCAAUGGCAAACGUCAGCCUGCAGAUGAUGACAGAUACAAGAAUGGCUUCCGGGACUCAGGAGGACUAGAGAACCAAAGUGUUCAAGAGCUGGAGAAUUAUGCUAUGUACAAGGCUGAGGAGACAACAAGUGGUGUUAAUAAUUGCCUAAGGAUUGCAGAGGACAUCAAACAAGAUGCUACGAAAACUCUUGAUAUGUUGCAUGCUCAGGGUGACCAAAUCAACAGGACCCACCAGAUGGCUGUGGAUAUGGACAAGGAUCUGAGUAAGGGUGAAAAGCUGUUAAAUAAUCUUGGGGGCAUCUUCUCCAAGCCUUGGAAACCUAAGAAGACCAAGAAAAUAACAGGGCCUGUGACCACAGCAGAUAAGCCAUCCAAAAAAAGUGCAAAAAACAAAGAAGAAAGAGAAAAGCUGGGUGUAGGAGGUAAAGCUAGAGGACAUUCAGCUCCUGCAUCACCUCCUUCUGAACCAUUAACUGCCAUGCAGAAAGUGGAGCUAGAGAAGGCAAAACAAGAUGAUGGGCUUUCAGAUUUGAGUAAUAUCCUUGGUGAUUUGAAGGGCAUGGCUUGUGAGAUGGGAAAUGAAAUUGACAGGCAAAAUAAAGCCCUUGAUAAUCUAGGUGGGGAUAUUGAUGAGCUGAACUCUCGAGUAAAAGGAGCCAAUCAGCGUGCACGCCAUUUACUUGCGAAGUGACACUCAGCAGCCACCAGAUUACCAAUACCUGAUUUCUUCACAUUGCUCACUGCUAGUAAUAUCCUUUUUACUGGAAAAUACAUUUUUUGUAACAAAGAAAGUUAUAGA